Molecule: messenger RNA, 1320 nt
Organism: Tilletiaria anomala UBC 951
Lineage: Eukaryota; Fungi; Basidiomycota; Exobasidiomycetes; Georgefischeriales; Tilletiariaceae
Product: GBA3_USTMA guanine nucleotide-binding protein alpha-3 subunit
Exons: 6
Coding region: 138-1202 (354 amino acids)
Biological process (GO): adenylate cyclase-activating G protein-coupled receptor signaling pathway
Cellular component (GO): heterotrimeric G-protein complex
Molecular function (GO): GTP binding; G protein-coupled receptor binding; GTPase activity
Source: RefSeq, a predicted model, not a curated record
CGGAGAUACCCUCUUGGAGCGCACCGGCUCCCGCUGGCUAGAGGCUGCUGGUGGGUGCAGCAGGCGUUGAGAACAGAAGUCGAGCGUCAGGGGGCGGAGAGGAGGCAAACACUGCUCCUUUUAACCCUACACCCAAGAUGGGGAAUUGUUUCAGCGCGAACGAAGAAAAGGAGGCGAAGGAGCGGAGCUAUGCGAUCGAUAAACAGAUUGAGGAGGACAGCAGGAAGCUGAAGCGGGAAUGCAAGAUUCUACUGUUAGGCUCGGGUGAGUCGGGCAAAUCAACAAUCGUCAAGCAGAUGAAGAUCAUCCACCAGAAUGGCUACACGCCCGACGAGCUGCUCAUGUACCGCUUGACGGUGAUCAAGAACCUGGUCGACAGCGCACAGGCACUCGUGCUUGCCCUGCGCAAGUUCACACUGGAGCCCGAGCGCCCCGAGAACCGCGAGGCGGCAGAUAAGAUCCUGCAGUACCGCGUCGACGCGGACCCGAGCACAACGCUUGAGCCGCACAUGGGCGAGUCCAUCACCGAGCUCUGGAGCGACCCCAUCAUCCGCCAGGUGCUGGAAAAAAGCAACGAAUUUUACCUGAUGGACAGUGCACCGUACUUCUUCGAGAGCGCGCCGCGAAUAGCGAUGCCGGCGUACAUACCCAACGAAGCCGAUGUGCUGCGCGCGCGAUCCAAGACGACGGGAAUCAGUGAGACGCGCUUCUCCAUGGGCCAGCUGUCCAUCCACCUGUUCGACGUUGGCGGGCAGCGCUCCGAGCGCAAAAAGUGGAUCCACUGCUUCGAGGCGGUCACCAGCAUCAUCUUCUGCGUCGCUCUCAGCGAGUACGACCAGGUGCUGCUCGAAGAGAGCACACAGAAUCGCAUGGCGGAGAGCCUCGUACUGUUCGAGAGCGUCGUUAAUAGCCGAUGGUUUGCGCGGACGUCUGUCAUCCUCUUCUUGAACAAGAUCGACAUCUUCAAGGUCAAGAUCCCCAAACAGCCGCUAUCGCAAUAUUUUCCCGAGUACAGCGGCGGUCCGGAUGUGCACAAGGCGGCCAAGUACAUUUUAUGGCGAUUCACACAGACGAACCGAGCCCGAUUAAGUAUCUUUCCGCAUCUGACACAAGCAACAGACACGAACAACAUUCGGCUAGUCUUCGCAGCUGUAAAAGAAACCAUCUUGCAAAAUGCGCUACGGGAAUCAGGGAUUUUAUAGCAGGCCCACUCCCAACCUAUCACCCACCAUCGGAACAACGCUCCCACCCAUCCUUGCUGGCUCUCUCUGCACAUCUCUUGCUCCACGGCAAAAAUUCGCCGUAAUCAUCUGUGCAAUG